GCCUCGUGAUACUUAGCGAUCGUCAAAAACCCCCACCCUGCGACAAGUUUCGAUAGAUGAUAAUUCUAUCUUAACUCUUUCGUAACAACUGAGGAUAAUGACACGGUUCAGGCCAUGUAUAGACCUGCAUGCAGGUCAGGUUAAGCAGAUUGUGGGCGGAACCCUCGAUAGCUCUACCGCCGAGCUCAAGACGAAUUAUGUUUCGCAACACUCCGCGGGUCAUUUUGCUAGUCUAUAUAGAGAACAUGAGCUCGAAGGCGCGCAUGUGAUUAUGCUAGGUCCCGGAAAUGAGGAAGCUGCAAAGGAGGCUUUAGCAGUAUGGCCGGGUCAUCUUCAGAUCGGAGGAGGGAUCAAUGAUCGGAAUGCAGCUACAUGGAUGGAGCUAGGUGCCAGUAAGGUCAUUAUCACAUCUUUCCUCUUCCCAGAGGGGAAAUUCAGCCAGGAGCGGCUAGAUGCUGUACUGGCUGUCCUUGGGGGGCAAAAAGAAAGCCUCGUCAUCGAUCUUAGCUGUAGGCGGCGGGGUGACGAUAAGUGGUUCGUGGCCAUGAAUAAGUGGCAGACGAUUACGGAUAUGGAGGUGAAUCAAGAAUCUAUAAAAUCUCUAGAGCCAUAUUGCUCUGAGUUCCUCAUCCACGCUGCCGACAACGAGGGUUUACAAAAAGGCAUUGACGAGCAGCUCGUCCAGAGACUUGCCGAGUGGUGUAGCAUACCGGUGACAUAUGCUGGCGGCGGGAGAAACCUUGAUGACCUAGAGCUGGUGAAGAAAUUAAGUGGCGGUAAAGUAGAUCUCACUAUUGGCAGUGCGUUAGACUGUUUUGGCGGUACAGGGGUCAAGUUUGAUGAUUGCGUUGAAUGGAAUGCUAAAUAAUAGGGGUAGUGACAAUAUAGGUAAUGAGCAUAACCCUCAAGCCAACAAACAAAGGAUAUUAAAAUAAAGCAAGAGAAAAGCUUGCUCAACAUGACGAGAAUACACCAAACAUGCAUCGACUUCACCUAUCCACGUCAAGGGUGAUGGGAGAUUCUGGUUGAACAUG
Annulohypoxylon maeteangense is the source of this 1034-nucleotide messenger RNA. RefSeq names its product Phosphoribosylformimino-5-aminoimidazole carboxamide ribotide isomerase. Bases 98 to 868 code for a protein of 256 amino acids. Gene Ontology annotation, molecular function: 1-(5-phosphoribosyl)-5-[(5-phosphoribosylamino)methylideneamino]imidazole-4-carboxamide isomerase activity. Gene Ontology annotation, cellular component: cytoplasm. The transcript is spliced from 3 exons. The record is from RefSeq and is a predicted model, not a curated record. Gene Ontology annotation, biological process: L-histidine biosynthetic process; L-tryptophan biosynthetic process. NCBI's taxonomy places the organism in Eukaryota, Fungi, Ascomycota, Sordariomycetes, Xylariales, Hypoxylaceae.